This is a messenger RNA of Rhinolophus ferrumequinum (greater horseshoe bat), 7326 nucleotides long. It is a transcript of the gene NKTR, whose product is annotated as natural killer cell triggering receptor. The transcript is spliced from 17 exons. The record is from RefSeq and is a predicted model, not a curated record. Gene Ontology annotation, molecular function: peptidyl-prolyl cis-trans isomerase activity. Gene Ontology annotation, cellular component: nucleus. Gene Ontology annotation, biological process: protein peptidyl-prolyl isomerization; protein folding. Lineage: Eukaryota; Metazoa; Chordata; Mammalia; Chiroptera; Rhinolophidae. The coding region runs from base 279 to 4655 and encodes 1458 amino acids.
CAGGUAUAGGAGCACCCGGCUGGGGGUUUCACAAGAGCUCCCAAACAACGCCUACGUGCGCUUCCUUUCGGUUAACCACCCACUUCGAGACUGUGCUCUCGCGGUAUUUGUCCGACUCUCGCGAGGUUUACGUGGCACUGGGAGGCCGGGCCCAGGGAAGGGGGUGGUGGUCCGUUAGCAGCAUUGGGCUUCGGCAGCAGUGGCCGCGGUUUCUCCGCUGCGCACGGGGAGCUGUUCAGGCUGGAGGCCCGCCAGCUCUCGCCGCCGCUUCGGUAGCGAUGGGGGCGCAGGACCGGCCGCAGUGCCACUUCGACAUCGAGAUCAACCGGGAGCCGGUUGGUCGCAUUAUGUUUCAGCUCUUCUCAGACAUAUGUCCAAAAACAUGCAAAAACUUCCUUUGCCUAUGCUCAGGGGAGAAAGGCCUUGGGAAAACAACUGGGAAGAAGUUAUGUUAUAAAGGUUCUACAUUCCAUCGUGUGGUUAAAAACUUUAUGAUUCAGGGUGGGGACUUCAGUGAAGGUAAUGGAAAAGGUGGAGAAUCAAUAUAUGGUGGAUAUUUUAAAGAUGAAAACUUUAUUCUCAAACAUGACAGAGCGUUCCUUUUGUCAAUGGCAAAUCGAGGGAAACAUACCAAUGGUUCCCAGUUUUUCAUUACCACAAAACCUGCUCCGCACCUGGAUGGGGUGCAUGUUGUCUUUGGACUAGUUAUUUCCGGGUUUGAAGUAAUCGAACAGAUUGAAAAUCUGAAAACUGACGCUGCAAGCAGACCCUAUGCAGAUGUGCGAGUCAUUGACUGUGGAGUGCUUGCCGCAAAGUCAACAAAAGAUGUUUUUGAGAAAAAAAGGAAGAAACCAACUCAUUCGGAAGACUCGGAUUCCUCUUCCAAUUCCUCUUCCUCUUCAGAAUCAUCUUCAGAAAGUGAAAUUGAACAUGAGAGAAGCAGAAGAAGGAAACACAAGAGGAGGCCAAAAGUUAAACAUUCUAAAAAGAGACGAAAGGAAGCAAGCAGUUCAGAAGAGCCAAGAAAUAAACAUACAGCAAGCCCCAAAGGUCACUCUGAGAGGAGUGAUACCAGUGAAAAAAGGUCAGUCGAUUCAAAUGCUAAAAGGGAAAAGCCUGUGGUCCGCCCAGAAGAAAUCCCUCCAGUGCCUGAGAACCGAUUUUUACUGAGAAGAGAUAUGCCUCUUGUCACGGUGGAACCUGAACCGAAGAUUCCUGAUGUUACACCCGUUGUGAAUGAUCAAAAACCAUCUGUAUCAAAGUCUGGACGGAAGAUUAAAGGAAGGGGCACAAUUCGCUAUCACACACCUCCAAGAUCAAGGUCCUGUUCGGAAUCAGAUGAUGACGAUAGCAGUGAAACUCCUCCUCACUGGAAAGAGGAAAUGCAGAGAUUAAGGACGUACAGACCACCGAGUGGAGAAAAAUGGAGUAAAGGAGAUAAGUUAAGUGACCCCUGUUCAAGCCGAUGGGAUGAAAGAAGCUUGUCCCAGAGAUCCAGAUCGUGGUCUUAUAAUGGAUAUUACUCAGACCUUAGUACAGCAAGACACUCUGAUGGUCACCAUAAAAAACGCAGAAAAGAGAAAAAGGUUAAGCAUAAAAAGAAAGCCAAAAAGCAAAAACAUUGCAGAAGACACAAACAGACUAAGAAGAGAAGGGUUAUUGUACCAUCUAAUAUAGAAUCUUCAAAAUCUUUUACCCGACGAACCAAAUCCUCUUGUGAUAGAGAAAGGAGAUCUCAUUCCUCCUCGUUAUCAUCCCGUCACUCAUCAAAGAGGGACUGGUCUAAAUCCGAUAAGGAUGACCAGAGCUCUUCAACCCAUUCCAGCAGGGACUCCUACAGAUCAAAGUCUCACUCACAGUCUUAUUCUAGAGGAAGCUCAAGAUCAAGGACUCCAUCAAAAUCCUCAUCACAUUCUCAGAGUAGAUCCAAGUCUAGAUCUAGUUCCAAGUCAGGUCACCAAAGGACCGCAUCAAAAUCACCAAAAAGAACAGCCUCCCAGUUAAGUGAAAGUAAACCAGCUAAAACAGAACCUUUAAGAGCACCAGUGCCACAAAAUGAAAACGUCGUAGUCCAGCAGCCAGUGGUGGCGGAAAAUAUUCCUGUAAUACCACUGAGCGACAGCCCCCCUCCUUCAAGGUGGAAGCCUGGACAGAAGCCCUGGAAGCCCUCUUAUGAGCGAAUUCAGGAAAUGAAAGCGAAAACAACCCAUUUGCUGCCCAUCCAAAGCACUUAUAGUUUAGCAAAUAUUAAAGAGACUGGUAGUUCAUCAUCCUAUCAUAAAAGAGAAAAAAAUUCAGAAAGUGAUCGGAGUGCUUAUUCAAAAUACAGUGAUCGAAGUUCAGAAACUUCACCAAGGUCAAGGAGCAGAUCUUCUAGGAGUAGAUCUUAUUCCAGAUCGUACACAAGGUCACGAAGUCUAGCUAGUUCACGUUCAAGGUCGAGGUCUCCCUCAUCUAGAUCUCAUUCACGAAAUAAAUACAGUGAUCGCUCACAGCGUAGUAGGUCGUCUUCAUACUCUUCUGUUAGCAGUGAUGAUGGAAGACGAGCCAAGAGAAAAUGUAGAUCCAGUGGGAAAAAAAAUAACACUUCAAAUAAAAGGCACAGCAGCAGCUCUGAAAAGACACUUUGCAAUAAAUAUGCCAAAGGUAGAGACAAGUCUUCAUGUCAGAGAAAGUAUAGCGAAAGCAGGUCAUCUUUAGAUUAUUCUUCAGACAGUGAACAGUCAAGUGUUCAGGUUACACAGUCAGCCCAGGAGAAAGAGAAGCAAAUCCACGUGGAAAUGAAUAAUAAACAAGAGAGAAACCAAGAUGAAGAGAAAUCCAAGCCCGAACGGGAAUGCCCUCGUUCAAAAAAAAGAACUUUAAAAGAGACCCUUUCUGAUCACUUGAGAAAUGGCAGUAAGCCCAAAAGGAAGAGUUAUGCUGGGAGUAAAUGGGACUCUGAGUCAAAUUCUGAACGAGACGUAACUAAAAACAGUAAAAAUAAAUCCCGGCUGUCUUCUGAUAAGGAGGAAGGUGAGGCCACAUCCGACUCUGAAUCAGAGUUUGGGGAAAUUCACAUCAAAGCCAAACCCACCACAAAGCCUAAUGGUAGUGGUGCUCGGAGGUCAAGUAAACAGCGCGCAUCGACCUCCGAUUCUGAGGGGUCCUAUUGCAAUUCAGAAAACCCUAGAGGAAAGCCACGGAAGCACAAACAUGGGUCAAAGGAAAAUCUUAAACGGGAACACACCAAAAAAGUGAAAGAGAAAUUGAAAGGGAAAAAAGACAAAAAACACAAGGCUCCAAAACGAAAACAAGCAUUUCACUGGCAGCCUCCCCUAGAAUUUGGUGAAGAAGAGGAGGAGGAGAUUAAUGAAAAGCAAGUGACUCAGGAAUCAAAAGACAAAAAACAAGUUUCUGAAAACAGUGAAACCGUAAAGGAAAAUAUCCCCGAAACUGAGAAGCCCUGUGAAGAAGGCAACCUUUCAGGUAAACAGAAUACAGUAAUUUCAUCAGACACUGAGCAGCCUGCUAAAGAUGAUAAUAAACUCAGCAUUUCUCCCACAGCUUUAAAGACUGAGGAAAAUGUAGCUAGUUCUCCCCCAAACGUUCAGCAUAUUGAAGAAAGCGUCCCAAGCAGAGUGGAGGACGUGUUUCAAGCAGAUGACAACAUGGAGAUUUGCACUCCUGAUAGGACUUCCCCAGCAAAGGUGGAGGGGGCAUCCCCUCUAGGAAAUUCAAGGCUUGACACCCCGGAUAUAGGCAUUGUUGUGAAGCAGGAAAUGCAGACGGAGCAUGCUGAGGCAGAGGUAAAACAGGAAAGCAGCAUGUCUGAAAGCCCAGUGGUGGAUGAGGUGGGGAAACCGGACAGCAGCUCAGCCAGCUCGGCCAGUGCUGCAGAAAGCGCUGUGAGGAGGGAGGUGGCUGGACAGAGUCAGCUCAGCCUCCUGGAUAAUAAAUGGAAGCCCCUGCAAGGCGUGGGGAACCUGGCAGCACCGGCUGCCACCACAUCCAGUGCCGUGGAAGUUAAGGCAUUGACUGCUGUGCCUGAACCCAAACCACAAGGCUUGAGAAUAGAAAUUAAAAGCAAAAAUAAAGUCCGGCCGGGGUCUCUUUUUGAUGAGGUAAGAAAGACAGCACGCUUAAACCGAAGGCCAAGAAAUCAGGAGAGUUCAAGUGAUGAGCAGACACCGAGCCGGGAUGGUGAUAGCCAGUCCAGGAGUCCCAGCAGAUCGCGAAGUAAAUCUGAAACCAAAUCAAGACACAGAACGAGGUCUGUCUCCUACAGUCACUCAAGGAGUCCGUCGCGAAGUUCCACGUCGUCUUAUCGAUCGAGAAGCUACUCUAGAAGUCGGAGCAGAGGAUGGUACAGCAGAGGCCGCACGAGAAGCCGGAGCAGUUCCUACCGCAGUUACAAAAGUCACAGGACGUCCAGCAGGAGCAGAUCCAGGAGCAGCUCGUACGAUCCCCACAGCCGGUCCAGCAGAUCCUACACUUACGAUAGCUACUACAGCAGGAGUAGGAGUCGGAGUCGAAGCCAGAGGAGUGACAGUUACCACCGAGGCAGAAGUUACACGAGGCGGUCCAGGAGUUGUAGGUCCUACGGCUCUGACAGUGAAAGUGACCGAAGUUACUCUCAUCACCGGAGUCCCAGUGAAAGCAGCAGAUACAGUUGAAAAUGUCCCCCUUUUUUGAUAUGAAUUAUAUCAUAUUUGUAAAUAUCUGGUAACUUAAAAGUUUAAGAAACUUAAUGGCCGUCUGUUCUCUUUCAAUAUUAGAGAUGAAUGUCAAAAACCGGCACUUCUUAAUUGUUACUUGUUUAUUUACACGUGCGCAGGAUUUAAAAUACAGAUAUGUCUCCUAAAAAUAUUUUUAUGCCACAUUUUACAACUAUGGAAGUGAAUUUCAUUUUCUUAGAACAAGAAACCAUGAUAUUUUAAUAUAAUUUGCAGUAUCAUUAUAGGUAGACUAUCCCUCUCCAUCUCGUGUAUUCUUUUGAACACAGGUUCUUUUCCCCCAUUUUUCAGGUUUUAGCAUAUAUGCUGCCAAGCAUAGGUCUGUGAGGGAGAACUGUUAAAGGUGACCAAAUAUUUAUAUACCAAUUACAAAGUCUUAUACAUAUGUGCUCUUAAAAACACACCACCCAGAAUUGAUACUGAUGGUAGCCAGGAGUAUAAGGUAGUGGCUUUGAGGGGGGUUCUUAAUUCAUUCUUUACUUCUUUGUUGUCUCAGAGGAUCAGGAAAGUGGUCGUCGUACAGCCCACUGUCUGUAUUACUUCAGGCUGGCAGGUGAGGUUAAGAAGAAUAAAUCAGCCUUAACUACAAAUACCUGCACUGUCUCUAAGGCCCUAACGUUUACUAUAACAAACAAUUCUAUUCCAGUUCAUGCUUUGGUGCUUGGUACCUGCCGGUGCCUCUUUAAGCAUUGUUCUUCUGUAUUGUUACAAUGUCACGAGAGAGAGCUGUAUUCACUUUGAAUAUUUGGAGAUUUUUUUUCUCAAGCCACAGGUGUGGGCUGGGGGUCUCCUGGACCGGGCAGGAUUGGCACAGGGAGUUGUGUGGCUGCACAUAACUGACAUGUGUGCCUCUGGAAGAGUGGGUUGAAGGAUAGACUUCAAAAAUAACACCAAAAUCUAACUGCCACCAUCCUGGACACUUUGCCGGGCUUUUAAGUCUUUCAAGUAAAAGACAGACCACAACAGUAGUUGAGCAGUUCUGAGCACCGGCAUGUUUUUUCUGUUUCCGCUGUGACCAAACAGUGACUCAGUGAAGCCUUGACAGGAGUAAACCCAGGACAGCAGAUGGAAAGAAAAGUGUAUGGUACUGCAUACAUUACGCAUUUUCAGUUUUGGGUGGUUCCCCCAAAAAUGAUUUGACCUGUAAAGAACUGGUGUGAUUUUUUUUUUUUAAUCUAGUUGGAGCUUUUUCCCCAAGUGUACUUAAUCACCUUAGUGCCAGUUUAAUCCAGUUAUGCAGAAGAAAUUCAUAUUGGAUGUUGAUGUAGAACUCUGUGCCAACCUAGCCCAGGCCUUGCCUGGUGUACUUGGAAAGUGGGAAAGAGCCCUCUUGGAGGGAUCUGACAACCCUUGAUGGAUGGAGGGAUGACCUUGGAUAUAUUCAAACCAUUACCCAUAAAAGGUUCAUAAACAGGGUUAAGUGGUCAGUUGUUUGCCAAGUUGAUAGACGAGAGUACAUUAAAAACAGGGCCUAAGUCAAACAAACGUACUCGCUAGUGAAUACAAAACAAUGUGUGAUUCAUAUGAAGGGUUUUCAAAAGUUGCCUGCAGUGGAGAAUAUUGCUUUAAUAAUACUCAGUGGAAAAAAACUGCAUUCAGAACCCAAACAAAAACUGCCAAAUCUAAUUAGGUUAAGAAAAGUUACCCUUGGGCAGUGUGUUAGUUUUCUAUUGCUUUGUAAAUAAUUACCCCAAACCUAGCAGCUUAAAACAACACCCAUUUCUUAGCUCACGGUUCUGUAGCUUGUGAACCCUGCGCGGUAUGGCUGGAUUCUCUGCUCAGGGUCUUAGAAGGCUGAAAUCCCCGUCAGCAGGGCAGCAUUCCUUUAUGGAGGCUCUGGGGAAGAGCCUGCUUCCAAGUUCUUUCAGGUGGUUGGCAGUAUUCCGUUCCUACCCGGGGCCUUACUCUCAGCUCCUUAGGCUGCUCGAAUCCCUUCUUUGUGCUCCCCUCCGUCUUCAAACCAGCCCUGACCCGUGAGUCCUUCUCCUCAUGCUUCAGAUCUCUCUGCCUCCUCUGUUUUAAGGCUCAUGUGAUUAAAUCAAGGCCACUGAGAUAGUUUCCCUGUUUUCAGGUCAGCUGUGCAAUAGAACAUAACAUCAUCACAGGAGGGAUACCAUAUGCCCAGGUUCCCGGGUCGGGGCAUUUUAGAAUUCUGCCUACCACUGGCCAGAACUGCCCACUGCCCCAGUGGGUGGAAUUUUAUCCUGAAAAGGUGGGCCCUGGAAGCCUGGUUUGUUUUCCCAUUGGAAAAGAACAGCCUUGGGCUGCAGCGUUCAACUAGUGUGUUUACUGAAUGAACUACAGAGAUAGCUUUUCUUCCUAAGGGGAUUGUUCUGUAUUUUAAGUUAUUUUUUAAUAAAAUUGAAUUAUGUUGUGUAUUGUGCUUCUUAAUAGAAAAUGCAUUAUUGGACUGGUUUUGUAACGUCCUGUUUACUGCAAAUGAAACAUGACAUAGCUGGUGUUGAUUAAAAACUAGAAAAUACUUUUGUACAUAUCGGCAAUCGUCUAAUUUGUAUACACUUCAUUUGAAUUCCCCUAAAACUUGAACAGGGGACCUUGUAGAAAUUAAAAUAUAUACUUAGUCUAAGCCAGAGUCUGUGUAUAUUUCAGC